Odontomachus brunneus is the source of this 2089-nucleotide messenger RNA. It is a transcript of the gene Idh3g, whose product is annotated as isocitrate dehydrogenase [NAD] subunit gamma, mitochondrial. The transcript is spliced from 3 exons. Gene Ontology annotation, cellular component: mitochondrion. Lineage: Eukaryota; Metazoa; Arthropoda; Insecta; Hymenoptera; Formicidae. Gene Ontology annotation, biological process: isocitrate metabolic process; tricarboxylic acid cycle. The record is from RefSeq and is a predicted model, not a curated record. Bases 181 to 1335 code for a protein of 384 amino acids.
CGAAAUAACGUUCUAGAAGUUUUAUUCGAUUUGAUGUUCCACACACGUUGCUGUUCUCUUCGUCGCAGUAGCUCAGAGACUCGAGACUUCGCAAGGUGGUAGCAAGGUCUUUUAGAUCAUCACAAAGGUUCGUCGUAGUAUCGUGAACAUCGUAUUCACCAAACGUAAUAAUAGGUAGAGAUGGCUACUCGCUCGGUGCUUAGGUAUUUACGACCAAAAACCGUGUUGCUCCAGAAUCAUCGAUGUGCCUCUCUGUCAGGUUUCGAUAUCCAGCACAAAACCCCUGCCAUCAAGAAAGUGAUGCCGAUACCAAAGGCCCAUUACGGCGGCAGGCACACUGUCACUAUGCUGCCUGGAGCUGGUAUCGGGCCAGAGUUGAUGUCUUACGUUAAAGAGGUCUUUAAAUACGCCGGUGUUCCGGUGGAUUUCGAAGAUGUUGAGUUCGAUUUAAACGCUAAUGAUAAUUUGGAUUUGGACUACGCGAUCACGUCGAUUCGUAGGAACGGAGUGGCGUUGAAGGGUAACAUAGAGACUCACAGCACCGAGGUCGGCGUAAUCUCCCGAAAUGUUGCGCUGCGAAAUGAACUGGAUCUCUAUGUGAAUGUGCUGCACUGCGUGUCUUAUCAGGGCGUGAACUCUCGUCAGAAAAACAUCGACAUCGUGAUCAUCCGGCAGAACACCGAAGGCGAGUACGCGAUGCUGGAGCACGAGAGCGCUCCAGGCGUGGUUGAGAGCAUGAAGGUGAUAACGAACUCCAACUCGGAACGCGUGGCACGCUUCGCGUUCGAGUACGCCAAGAGGCACGGCAGAAAGAAGGUGACGACGGUACACAAGGCGAAUAUUAUGAAGCUGUCGGACGGUCUGUUCCUGGAAAUCUCGCGGCGCGUCGCCAAGGACUAUCCGGAGAUCGUGCAUAACGAUAUGAUUAUCGACAACACGUGCAUGCAGCUGGUAUCGAAUCCGCAUCAGUUUGACGUCGUGCUCACGACUAAUCUGUACGGCGCCAUCAUAUCGAAUGUGGUGUGCGGUCUAUUGGGCGGCGCCGGAUUGUUGUCCGGGAAGAACUACGGCGACCACUACACAGUCUUCGAGCCUGGCACCCGCAACACCGGCACGGCGAUCGCCGGCAAGAACAUCGCCAACCCGAUCGCGAUGCUGAAUGCUGCGGUCGACAUGCUGCGUCAUCUCGGCAACAAGAAUCAUGCUAGUAUUAUUCAAAACGCGAUCAAUAAGACCAUUAACCAAGGCGUGCACACGCGCGAUCUCGGCGGCACCGCGACCAGCCGCGAGGUCGUCGAUGCUAUCUUGAAGCACAUCAAGAUCGCGACCAUUUAAGAGAAGACUGACAAUUUCCCUCUUCUAGCCAAAGCCGCUUGUAGCAGCCGUUCUUGUGAGCCAUCUGGUAAUGAAUGAUCUGCACAAGCUCGUGGUACAGACGUAUCGAGAGUCUCGUGCGGUAUUUUUUUAGUGAGAUGACACAAAGAUUUAGGUAGGAUAAUUACGACGAAACGAUAUUGUGAAUGAACAAGGAAUGAUAGGUAUACGACUGUGAGAUUUCGUCUCACGCUCACUUUUCUCUCUGAAACGGCAAAUCAUUUCUUGCACAAAAUUUUCACGGAAUCUCGAAGCGUGCACGGACAACCCUCGGCGGUGCUCGACGUUCUAUUGUGUAACUCGUGUGAUUUAUGCAAUAAUCGGGAUUUUGUAAAAUAAAUACUGUACAUUGUUGUAGGUAAUGGUAGUUCCUAUAGGCAAAUUUACCAAAUACUGCGAUCGCACCAGUCGUGGUGGUGGCAGGCAACGUUUGCGAAGAUACGCGCGAGAUACUCUGUCGUUAUUAUAAUACUCACUUGAAUAAAGAAGAGAUAUACGUAUAAGGAAAAUGACAGGGAUUCGUUCGUGUUUCGUCGCUUUAGUACAAUUCUAUCUGGUUGAGCUGAAAUUUUUCGAGAUACAGUGUAAAAUUGUCAAUAUCCUAUGCACAGUACAACCAUUACAUCAUAGAAUGUACAUACUGCGAAAGGUUACGUCGCGUUCUUGAAUAAAGUGUAAAUUUAUUAAAUAAAGCAUAUAAAUUUACAUUUCUAAA